Molecule: messenger RNA, 741 nt
Organism: Penicillium hordei
Lineage: Eukaryota; Fungi; Ascomycota; Eurotiomycetes; Eurotiales; Aspergillaceae
Exons: 2
Coding region: 1-741 (246 amino acids)
Source: RefSeq, a predicted model, not a curated record
AUGAUCAGACGGCCCCCAACCAUCAUUGCCCUGGAGGAAAAUGAUGUUGAAUCUCACCUCCAGCGGAUCUAUAUCCGUCAUACUCUGACUGUCGAAUUCGAGCAGCUACACCUAGACGAAGAGAGCUGCGAUGAAACGAUGGACCCAUCUCCCAGCUCCUGUGUCUCUUCGGAAUCUGAUGUGGGACUUAAUACCACAAGCCUGAGUCAAGAAGGAUCCCCAUGUUUUGAGCCUCUUUCUCCAAGAGACAGGAGCUAUGCUUCUACAGAUGCAAUUCUACACACGACAGUGACAAAGUCCUGUCUCAAAUCCCCAAUCCCAACCCAACAGUCCUCACUACAGUUGACAAUCUCCACUGGAAUACACUCGCAAGCAGACCGGUCUGUUGACCCACCGCGACUGAAGGUGAAAUUUGCUCUUUCGCCGCAGGAACUUGAACCCCAUAGCGGCAAGGCCCCUCUUGAAGAAGAAACAGAUCGAGAUCGUCGCGGGGAAAACCACUGGCCAAGCCAUACAGAUGUUAUAUAUACGCCCAUGUCUAUUGACUCGCCAGCUUCGACGCCGCAGGUUUCAUUCUUGUCGUGUGGUGUGUCGUCAAGUCCGGCCACCGCAAGCGUCCCACACCGGGACCUAACCCUAGCGUCCACUAUGUCUUACGAGGAAGUCUUGGCCGAGGGGGCAGUCUCGCCUGCUAGCGCGGUCAAUGGCGUUGGCGACUCUCACAACAAAAUCGUCAUUUAG